This is a messenger RNA of Fusarium redolens, 668 nucleotides long. RefSeq lists its product as uncharacterized. The coding region runs from base 244 to 516 and encodes 90 amino acids. The transcript has a single exon. NCBI's taxonomy places the organism in Eukaryota, Fungi, Ascomycota, Sordariomycetes, Hypocreales, Nectriaceae. The record is from RefSeq and is a predicted model, not a curated record.
GUCCUAGAUGACAGUCCUACGAUUUGAAUUUUAGGACAUCAAACUUUAACUUUAAUCUUGAACCUUAAUCCUGAAGUUGAGGGGGAACCAUCAAUUCUUCCAACAAGCCGACGAUUAAAUUUGUAUGGGAAAUAUUUUGGCGCUAGCAAGACAUGGGUCAGCCGACGAUUAAAACUGACAUCAGCCGACGAUUAGCGUUCUGGGCGCUAUGAUAGUUACAGUAAGUUCAAAAUAGGUAAGGUUAUGAAAGAAAUGAUUGCAAAUCGAUUGAUACUAAUAUCAGUCUAUGAACUGGCAAUAUUGGUAGCUGCGCAGUAUAUUUGCUUCAAGAUCAUUUUCUUUGAUCGUUGUUGGGCGACAGGGUUCGUGAACAUGGAUCAGUCUAUCACGGCCAAUGAGAAAACGUUCUUGACUUACAAAGUGCAAUAUUGCUGUAGCCAUAUGUCUCAUCACAUUCAGCUCGAGAACUGCCGACUCAAAAUAAAGAGGUUGGAGGAAGGGAUUAAUACUAUGUAGUUGCCAAUAUAGUUUAGAGGUUAAAGGAAGACUUUAAUCUCAUCAAUUUUAGUUGCAAUGGAGUAUUUUAUAUACGAUCCAGAAUUCCGACUUCUCUGCUGCCGCAUGUGCUGUUGUUUAUAUUGCGCAGUAGUGCUGUGUGAAAAUAUUAU